This is a messenger RNA of Mya arenaria, 3323 nucleotides long. RefSeq names its product von Willebrand factor D and EGF domain-containing protein-like. Lineage: Eukaryota; Metazoa; Mollusca; Bivalvia; Myida; Myidae. Bases 1 to 3303 code for a protein of 1100 amino acids. The record is from RefSeq and is a predicted model, not a curated record. The transcript has 25 exons.
AUGCGCAGUACUGGGUAUACCGCGCAGAACCCGAGCGUCGAUCAGCUCUUUUGUGACAGGGAACUGCCCUUUGGAUGGUACAAGUUCAAAGGAGGAUUAAAGCUGGCGACCACGUGUCAGGCGGAGUACCACUGUAACACCCAUCUCCCAUUGUGGAUGAACGGCACGCAUCCUGCAGCUCUGGGGGCCAUCGUCACCAACAACGUUUGCGCCAUCGAUAUGACGGGCCUGGAUUGCUGCUCCCUACAAAGCACCAUCAGGGUAAAAAACUGCAGUACUUUUUUCGCCUACGAACUGAAACCCGCGCCCGGUUGCCACAUGUCCUACUGUGCAGGAAGUGGAACCCCCUGUCUUCCACACCAGACGUCAGCUACUGGCUUCACACCGGGGUGUUCCGACAAGUUUCCACAGAUGCUGACUUCACCACACUUAUCCAACCCAAUUUUGACGCCCGGGUCGUUUAAAUUCCAGUGCGAUAUUAAUUUUGACCACGCUCGACGUGACGUCGGUUUUGACGUACAGUUCCUUUUUGACGACAAGCCCGACCGUAACGUCCCGCCCGUGCAUAUUACUGACGGGGUCACUAGGCACGCUGACCUAGAUCAAAAUCUUCUGAAGGGUCAUAUGGGGCAAAACGUGAGCUGCGCUGUGCGGACAUUCUUUCUAACUCCCCCGAAGCCUGGCACCCAUUUCAACAGCACCUACAUUCCGAGUAACAUCUACUGGAUCGGCAUUAAGACAUACACAAACCGCCUUGUAGUCGGAGAAAAUGAGAAUCCGAAGACUGUUUCCAUCUACUCUACAGUCCCCAUCCGCUGUCCUCCCCCACACGACAAAACAUGCAACCUUGAGAUUGAACUUGGCCCCAUAAACAAUAACGGACAGGUGGCUUUUGUGAAAGAUUGUAACGUGCACUUCACCCCGGCAAUGUGGAACCCGAAGACAAACAGGGCAACCACCACUUUCCAGGUGUCAGCCACCAGGGAUGGUAAGGCGGACAAGGACAAGGAUAUUUUCCUUCAUUUUAAUCCCAUUUAUACCGCUGAUGCCCCGCGAUUCUUCAACAACUACCAAAUUCCGCUCAUGCAAAUUUUAGCAAAAGAUAUAAACACGUCUACCUGUUGGUGUACGGGCGACCCUCAUUGUAUCACCCUGGAUACAACCCUCACGAAGAAGGGCUCCUAUUUGGACUACUACUUGAUCGGAGAGUUUAUUAUGUAUAACAGCACCACCAGAGACUUCCAGGUACAAGUCAGGACGUGGAAAUGUAAUCACAGAGUGUCAUGUAACUGCGGAGUCGCAAUGAAAGAGGGAAAUAACGUCGUAAUUCUCGACAUGUGCCAAACACAGUACGGGACUUCUUUUCCGCGUAUAGUUUUUCCCAACAAUAGCUCUCAUAGAAUGGUGGUCAACAGGGACAAAGCAGGGAACAGUUGGAUUGUGAGUUUUCCGUCAGGCGCCCAGGUCAAAGUAACAAACUACCGUAGCGUAGCGUUGAACGUGCACAUUACUGCCCCUGAAGUCGACUUCUCCGGAACGGAGGGUCUGUGUGGCUUUUUUGACGGAAACAGGGACAACGACCUAACGUAUCCGACAGGAAAGAUUGCCACCUUCCCGACCAAUCGUUCACAGAAUAAUAACUUCGUCGAAAGCUGGAGGAUUCCAGUUGGCGACUCGUUUUUCGACAAGACCCCAGCCAUUGACCCAAAACUGAACAGACACAUGAAUUACUGCAAGUGUGAUCAGAAGGUGAAGGGUCAAGUCACGUGCAAUAUCGAUGGCAACACGGCAGUUCCCACCAAUGCUCGCUGCUCUGCAUGCACAGUUAACGUUGUUAGUAACGGACAACUGAACACCGGAAAUGGUCGCCGUCGGCGUGCCGCCAGUACCAUACUCCCAGAUGAUUACCCCUCAGACUACUACUUCGACUACGGUCUCUCGUUUCAGCCUCAACUGUUAGCGAACUUUCCGAGUGUUAACGGAAAAUCCCGAGCGGAAGCGGAAAAAGCCUGUAACUCUGCGAUCGAUAAUAACCCGACUUUACAACAGUGCAUUGCCAAGGCGGGGCUAGAUUUCUCCAACGAAAAGGAUAUUUGUAUCGAAGACUUUAAGUAUUUUGACAACGGAGAGCUAGUCCGAAGCGCCCUGCAUACAGCCAUAUACAAAUGCACAGACCACGUGCUACGUAACGUCUCGCUCCAUGACACCAGCGGUAAUCCACCUGCAUACGCCACCAGCGAACUCUGUCCGGAUUACGAUUGUAAUGAUAAUGGCGUAUGUGUGAACGGAACUUGUAUCUGUAACCAUGGUUUCGUAGGUGAUUCGUGUGAGAUAAACUCACAGAAUGUGAGUAUAUAUGUAUCCCGAACCGACACAUUUCGCACGUCAUAUAUCGGGAAGUCGGUACUGUGUGACGUCACAGACCGCGAAUGCGUGACCUCAUACGUACAUGGGGACAAUAUUUACGACAACUCUCGUCUCUCAUGUAGAGUCCGCGUCAUGCAGUUUGACGGCCAUGGAUUCGUUUACAAGGGCCAUACAUUCACUACUGGCGUGGUUUAUAGGAGCAUGUAUGACGUCGGAUGUCGCCUACCAACUAAGGCUUCCAUUGGGGGUCAGACUGUUGUUGGCUUCAACAUUUCCGUGACAAACGACGGCCACACAUACAGUAAUGAGAUAACUGCCGUACGGACAGACAGCCAAUGUGCCAACUGUCUAAAAUCAGGGACGUCGUGUACUGUGAAGCCUGGCACCUGUCUGAUUGAGGGUAACUGUAGGACGGCGGGGGAGGUAAAUGCUAAAAACAAGAACCAGCAAUGUGACCCUACACACAGUCAGACAGCAUGGGCCAAUAACCAGCCCGUAACCACCGCGGAGAGCCACACCGUUACCACCCCACCCACCGCUCCCCAAGGUGGAACCUAUUUGAAGAGAUUCGAUAUCUGGACGUUCUCACAGAGCGGAUGUCAGUGUGCUCAUAAUCACGCGCUGUACACGUGCGCGUGCUGUGACGUAGGCGGAUGUCAGUGUCAAGCGCCACAUUCCAACCAGUGUGUGAAGUGUGAGGAUACACAUAUAUGCGGACAUCUUCUGGCUGCCCCCAGCAACGGUGUGGACGGCUAUACGAUCGCCAUAAGCGGCUGCAAAUGCAGAUUUGACCCUAGCCAGUCAAACUGUGCAUGCUGCAGGAUAGGCAUUGGUGCGUGUCCAUGUGGACGGACCCAGCGGAACCAAUGUGCCGCCUGUGACUUUAUGUACCAGUGCGGCAACAAGCCAUGGAUAUUCGGACCGCCGAUGGCCUAGGGCCAACUUGGAUAUUUGAA